AUGCGAAGUUUAAGCCGCUCGUCACUCUUUUCCAAGAAAUCUAAAAGUAGCCUGAAGAGUGGAAAAGAUAGCUUUGAGGAGCAGGCUGCUCAACACUCCCGAAAAUGGAGUACCUCGAGCACCGCCUCACAGGCAUCAUCGACAGCCUCACACGAUAGGCGUUAUGAUCCGCUUUCCUUACACCCACCUCUAAGUCUAAACACCUCACCACACAUGAUUCCAGAAUUCGACGAGGUUAGGGACCGGGAGGAAGACGAGCGGGAGGAAGACGAGCGGGAGCACCGCUUCUUCGACCAAACUCAGCACGCUGAGGACCAUCUACAGGACUCGGCCGAGUAUUCACCCAUCAAGAGCCGCAACUGUUACCUCAGACGGUCGUCAACAGCACGACCAUACGUCUAUGACCAGGACGGGCAAUGGCCCCUGAAAGACUGGCAGGCGAUCCCUCCCGGCCUAGCCGAGCUAGACUCUUCGGCUUCGUCGGCACGUAGCCAACCCACGAAUCAUCGUCGGCCUACCAACUGGAUGAAGGAGAGCGACGCAAUGCUGAAAAGGGGUGACUGGAAACGAAGAGGAAUAGUCUUCCACCUCGACGAAGAAAACGUUCGGGAACAGGAGCAGCAUUUCGAGCUACCUGAAUGUUAG
Annulohypoxylon truncatum is the source of this 645-nucleotide messenger RNA. RefSeq lists its product as uncharacterized. The transcript has a single exon. The record is from RefSeq and is a predicted model, not a curated record. NCBI's taxonomy places the organism in Eukaryota, Fungi, Ascomycota, Sordariomycetes, Xylariales, Hypoxylaceae. Bases 1 to 645 code for a protein of 214 amino acids.